AUGAAGGCUCUUUGGCUGCUGCCCUUCCUUGCUGGUCUCCUCACCACAGGAGAAGGCAUGAUCUAUGGCCGCUGUGAGCUGGCUCAGAGGCUCCAGCAGUUGGGCUUAGAUGGUUAUGCUGGCUAUAGCCUGGCCAACUGGGUCUGCACAGCAUGUCAUGAGAGCAGCUACAAUACCCAGGCCAUACACUACGACUCUGACGGCAGUGCUGACUAUGGCAUCUUCCAGAUCAACAGCCGUUACUGGUGCCAGAGUCCCAGCGAGCCAAGUUCCAACAUAUGCGGAAUUCAAUGCUCUGAACUGCUGACGGACAACAUCGCUGUAGACGUGGCUUGUGCUAAGGUUGUUGUUGACAAUUCACCCAAUGGACUGGGUGCCUGGGUGGCAUGGCGAUUACAUUGCCAAGGUCAGGACCUGUCUCAAUAUGUUGCAGGGUGCGACUUGUAGAAAAAACACAACAUCCUGGUGUCGGCAGGGAUGCUAGAAAACUGACUCCAGCCUCAGUUAUGUCUCAGCCUGUCAAGAAAU
This is a messenger RNA of Podarcis muralis (Common wall lizard), 528 nucleotides long. Its product is annotated as lysozyme C, milk isozyme-like. NCBI's taxonomy places the organism in Eukaryota, Metazoa, Chordata, Lepidosauria, Squamata, Lacertidae. The record is from RefSeq and is a predicted model, not a curated record. Gene Ontology annotation, molecular function: lysozyme activity.